CUUUACGAGCAGCUGCUACAGGGACACCAAGAUGGAAAUCCAGGGGCUUGCUGAUACCAAAAACACUCAGUACCAACAUGGCGCCUCGUUCAACACGACAUUCUCACAACAGACAACAGCUUCUGGUAUUCUUGCGAGACCACGGCUGAUUGGAAAUGCUAUCUCGGAUCUCUCGGGAUCGCUGGACAAAGAAAGUGACGACAACAACAACCGGGCCAGGUCGACACCGCUUCGAGUUGCAGAAAAUGGCAGCGGCUGCCUUCUGUCUCUUCAAAUCAGCCCUCAUAAGGCGUAUGAAGUUCAGUCCGGAGACGCAGAGCUCGGUGACGUGAACGUGUCCAAGCAAAAGGUGUUUAAUGAAUUGGAGCUACUGCCUUCAGAGUUUGAGAGGGCCGACGAACAUGAGGACAACGAUCUGCAAAUGGUGCUUCCUCUCCUGGACGCAGAAAACUGCGAACAAAAGCAGGCAACAGAGAAGAUUCUCGACGACACAUCUGCAUCUUCAAGCAGGAGCCCCGAGGAACUGUACGUGGUCUUUAAUAUAGUUCAUAAAGACAAGGAAAGACAAACGAGCGUUCAGUACAAAGCGGAAGAGAACGGUUCGUUGUCAAAGACCAUCAAUUCAUCAACAGACUCAGAAGGAAGCUUCAACAGAACGUCGUCAAAAUCAGGACAUUUGUCAAGCCAUAACAAUUUAAACUUGAGAUCUGAGAGAACGGAUCAAAAUGCCAGGCAGGAGAUCUGUCUAGUAGCAGAGAAUAGAAACCCAGUAUUAUCAGAGGACUUCGCUGGGACCUGUCAAACGCCAAACACAUCUACUGCGGAAAUGCUCAGCAGUAGUUUAGCCGAACAUUCAACAGAAGAAUUGAUGCAUUGUGUGGUGAAACAUAAUAGGCUUUCCACUGAUAUGAAUGAAAUGAAUAUCAUGGAAUAUGCAAAUCAAGAGUCUAGUAGUAAUGGGGAUUGUGGCCCUGAUGGGGGUGCAAUACCUGUGCAUGAAACGUUCUCUGGGACUAUCAUGAUUAACAAUCAGAACAUCAUAGUGACCAUUGAAAACGGGAUAUUAACUCUAGCCACCCCACCAGACAGCUACACGUACAAGGAUGAUGGUGUGAUGAGCUUAAAAGAACAUUUGGGUAUGAAGGACAAUGAAGAUCUCGUGCUGCUCAACUAUGACGGUGGAAGUAAAUCCAUUGGGAAAAUAAGCAAUGUUACCUCAAGUCUACAGGAUGAGCCUAAAGCUAGAUUCGCCAACAGUGAUUCAGAGUUGACUCUAGCUGAUGACUGUUCGCUAUCAGAAAUGGGUGUAACUCUAGACUCCUGCCCACCAAUAAAGCAAGAAGAAGGGAGUGUUUGUGCUGUAGAAUAUGAUAGCAGUAUUUGCCAAAAUUCAAACUGCAAACCAUUAACUUGUGAAGAACUACAGCCACUGAACCUUUUAACUGUGUCCGCCGGAUUGACCAAGAAAGUUUCAUUAGCGAAGUAUAGGUGUCCCCAGCCAGGCUGUUCCAGUACCUUUGAUACUCGUCAAAAUCUCAAAAUCCAUCUGGUUGUACACACAGAGGACCAGCGUCCCUUUAAGUGCACAGUAGAGGGUUGUGAUUGGUCUUUCACAACGUCAUACAAAUUGAAACGCCACCUUCAGUCUCAUGACAAAGUGCGCCCUUAUAAAUGUGAAUGGGAAAACUGUGGUCGCCGUUUCACCACUGUCUACAAUCUAAAAGCUCAUGUCCGAACUCAUGACCAGGAAAAUGCAUUUGUCUGUGAAGUAUGUAGUGAAAGGUUUCGCACCGCCACAAGACUCAGUAAUCAUCAAAGAACACACUUUGAACCCGAAAGACCACAUAAGUGUGAGUUCCCAGGAUGUGAGAAGACCUUCAUCACUUUCAGUGCCCUGUUCUCACACAACAGAACCCACUUCAGAGAAAUGGCUCAGUUCACCUGCACCUAUCCCGGCUGUGAUAAGCGAUAUGACAAGGCAUGUCGGCUCAAAAUACAUCUCCGCAGCCACACAGGUGAAAGACCUUUUGUUUGUGAUUUUGAUUCCUGCGGCUGGACUUUCACAAGCAUGUCAAAAUUACUGAGGCACAAACGGAAACACGAUGAUGACAGACGUUUUGCAUGUCUAGAGGAAGGCUGUGGGAAAUCCUUCACACGGGCCGAGCACUUGAAGGGCCAUAGCAUCACACACCUGGGUACAAAGCCUUUUGAAUGCCCUGUUGAAGGUUGUAAUGCCAAGUUUUCAGCUCGUAGUAGCCUCUACAUCCAUUCUAAGAAGCACAAGCAGGAUGGAGUCAGUCUGAGAAGUCGCUGUCCGGUUGCAGGUUGCACCAAACACUUCUCAUCACGAAGCAGCCUCAAGACACACAUGCUAAAGCAUCACAACCUCAGUCCAGAUGUGUUGAGUCAGUUGGAUGACGCAGCCACUCUCACACCCAGCAGUGAGCUGACCAGCACUUCACAGGCCGUCAGUGCCCCCUCAGGACCUGCAGGAGCAGAACUCAGCAGUCUGGACCUGUCCUCCCUCUUCUCCAGCAUCCCUGCAUGUUCAGGCAGCGCUGCUGUUUCUGUCGGGAGUGACGGGAGCUCUGGGCCAGGAUCCUUCUCCAUGGACAUACCUUUGGUUAACACCGGAAUCCUCACAAUAGAUCCAGCAUCAGUUGGAUCGGCCCUAACUGGAACAAAAACUGUGGAUCCUCUCAUUUUAGCAGCUGGGCAAGAUAUGGGUGUGCAUGUACUAGACACCGGAUUGGGCACUGGAGGAGGUGGAGGGGUUUUGCCUCAUGCCACAUUGCAUUUAGAUGAUGUGCAAACAGUCAACCCAGAAGAAUUGGGAACGCUAACUGCUUUAAGCAUUCAAAGAACUCCAUCUUCAGAACAACUCCACACUAUGAAUUCCUGUAAUCCCCUGACUGUUGAAUCACCAUCUACUCUUACCCCAUCCCUCUCUUCAUCGCUCACUCGGUCUCUUUCCUCACUGACAUCGACUCUUCCUCCAGCACUCAGUUGCUCUCUUGUUCCAUCUCUCGCCGCUCCUCUGACUUCCGCCAUGACUCUGGCAGCAGCCCCUGUACAGGAGUUACUUUCUACGCAGGUCAAGGCUGACCUGGCAGGCAGUGAGACGUCGGUGGGACCCUUGCUAAGCAGGGUGGAGGUCAUGCCUCAGUCAGAUAGCAGUAAGGGGAUGUGUCAGUUUGUGUUCCCCAGUCACAGUGGAUCCUACAGUGGGCCGAAAAUAACUGAAAUACCCUCAGUCACCCCCUGCUCCGUGAUGGAAAGCAGUGGAUCAGCGCGCACCGAUUACAGGGCCAUUCAGCUUGCCAAAAGGAGGAAACAGAAAGGCUCGAACACUUCUACAUGUGCCUCAGAGACGCCCCAAAGAAAGACUAAAGUAUCAAAGAGCACCAGCUCUGCUCUGCCGACUAAUUCAAGUGCUCAUUUUGGAGAAGGAGCUGCUGCAGGAAAUGGUGAGCUGCCCAUCCGGGAUCCAGUGACAGGCACACAGUUUGUACAGAUUCAGCUGCUGCAGGAUGACCCUGCUGCUGAUGGAGACUUGGCUUUCCAGUUGAGUUCACAGACCUCAUGUUCACACUCUCAGCUUACUGUGGAUCUGCCUGUACACAUCCUACAGGAACCCACAGUUUUGGCUGAAGAUGAAAGUGGAUCUGACAACUCUCAAUUUACUGGUAGCACCAUUAACCUUCAAGACUUGGAGUGAUGGGAGAAACAUGAGGUGCUACAUGAGGACUUUUUAUGAUGGGCUGUUUCUGUCAUUCUUUCUUUA
This is a messenger RNA of Danio aesculapii, 3784 nucleotides long. RefSeq names its product zinc finger protein ZXDC. The transcript has 9 exons. NCBI's taxonomy places the organism in Eukaryota, Metazoa, Chordata, Actinopteri, Cypriniformes, Danionidae. Gene Ontology annotation, molecular function: transcription coregulator activity. Gene Ontology annotation, biological process: regulation of transcription by RNA polymerase II. Gene Ontology annotation, cellular component: nucleus. The record is from RefSeq and is a predicted model, not a curated record. The coding region runs from base 32 to 3718 and encodes 1228 amino acids.